AUGCGUGAAGAUGAGUUCGCCGCGCCUUUGAGUGCAAAACAGCCGGCGGCGUUGCACUUUGAGGCUGGGCGACGUUAUCGAUGUAGCAUCUUCGCCGCCGUUGGCGGGGGGCCGGUUUCUCGGCUUACUCCUCAGUUUGGCGCAAAACAGUCAAAACAGUUCGGCGGUCACUGUAAUCUCGGCUUCAUCAGGUAUAUUCUUGGUGCCAAAAACUCUUAAAAUUUUAUGUCAUUUACUUUCUUAUUAGGUUUAGAAGUAUGACUCCACGAUUCUUUUCUGGUGAGCUUUUGGUUUCAUCCGCAGCCCUUCAUUAUUCUUGUUUCUUGCGUUUAAACUUUCUUAUCUCCCUCAUCAGCGUGACAAGAAAAACCUCUAAUCUGCAUGUCGUAACCGAUAUAACCGAUUAGCCGAUCGGUCAAGAUCUCAUGUCCUUCGACGCAAAAGGUUAACGGGACGGAGUCAAAGACGGAAAGCGAUUUGGCCUGUAAUUUGAGAAAGUCGGUGUUUUUGCAUAGGCGAAAAGGUUGCGCUUUUACGAGGUGGCAUAUUAUGGGGACAAAUCAGGGUCGGGGUGAUCGUAAAUGGGAAAUAAGGGCUCAAAAAUUCUCUGAGAGUGGAUGAGUUGGUCUCCAUGGUCUAACAAUCUUAGACUCGAGGCCAUGAUUAUCUCUUGAUAACAUCGUUGUAGACAUAAUAAAGCCGUUUACUUUUCCUUUGUCGCUUUUUCCUAUUAUGUAUAGAACUUGGCAACUUUCUCCCACUUGUCUGACCUUUCGAUCACGCCGCUUCCACCACCAUAUUCUUGCAAUCUGUUGUCCGUGACAAGGCCGUGGCCCAGGUGACGACCAUAAAUAUGGGGUUCGAAGCAAAACAAAUGUCUUUACGGGGAUCAUAUAAGGUGCAGAUAAGGGGAGGGAAGAGGAGCUGAUCAUUCGCCGGUCUCUGCGAUUCGCGCGGUUUCCGAGUGGGAUAUUCGGGGGUUGGGGUGUGAAAAGACCAAGCGGCGAAGAGAGCGAAAGCAGUUUCGGUGGGAGUGGUUACGGUAGAAUAGAUUUGUUUUUUUAUAUUCAUCAGCUGCAAAAAAGUUUUCCCAAAAUUCUUGAUCACUUAUUUGGAGAGUGGAUUACUGUUUCUGCGCCUUCUUUGAGCUUCAGUAAACCUUAAAACUUCUUGCAUACAGUUCCAAGAAAACUGUUAAUGAGUUAGCGUCCAAAUUUGAAAAUUACAGUCCGAAAGGGAAAGUUUCGAGUUUUCCAAGAACCGUUGUCCAUUUGUCUUUAUGGGUUUUUCCUCACCUUGCGCGGUGUCAAAAACGAUUUUUUUUGAAAAAGGCUCACUCAAAAAGCCAUCCAUUAAUCGGCGUUUUGCCAGACUUUUUUUGAAUCUCCGACUGUUUCAAAUAUGUUUAUCAUAUUGGCUUUCCUCAAGCUUUAUAUUCCUUUGUCAUUUUUAAGUUUACCUUGUCCAAAGAGCCGCUCGAAAUCCAUGUUUACAAUAUCGGUUAGGCAAUUCAGCGAUCCUGACGUCUUUAGGUUUGUGACAACCGCGUUUCGGCCACAAUCCCUUUGAAGCAGCUGUUUUUUGAAGGGUAUGUUGGUGUUUAUUGGCUCCAUUAAGCCAACUAGUGGUCUUGAGAGAUCAGCUAGCAUGUCGAACAUCCAUUUCUCUGUUAUUUCCGGAAUUUGCACUUAUUCGUCAUCUCCCAUUGUGUCAUCAUUUACUGGAGGGCACAAGUAGCGCUGAAUUGCAUAACAAGUCAUGUAAAUCUUUUAGAAAUAAUCUGACAGAAAACUAAUGUGGAUUUGUCGUAGUAAAAUGUCUCUCCUUGUCUCAGUCGUGCAAUAAAUAUCCAGCCGCGGCUAGCCGUCGCAACACGAUGAUGGCUGAUUCCAAGGCGCGCCGAAUCUACAUUAUUUUCCCGACGGACAGGUAUUGCACUUUUAUCGCCCAUUUCUCAGCCCAUUGGGAACUCGUUUUUUGCCAUGUCCGCAAAUUAAUGGCCCUUUGGUCGCUUAAUCAAGUACCGCUAGGAAAAAGAAACUUCUGCCAACAUGUCUUGCAGCCCCCUCUGGCAAAGAGUAAUGAGGUUUGGCAAAAAAUAUCAGGUAGGCCUGGCGUCUGUUUGGGAACAGUGAAGAGUGCUGUGAGUGAUCACGGUAUCCUCCGAUGGCAUCGGAAGAAACCGUAAUAUUUGGUUUACAUCAAUUGUAUUAUACAUAUAAAAAGUUGUUACCAUGGCACAGGUCCUCUGAGAUCCCUUUGAUUUUCCCGAUACAUAAUCUUAUGAGCGCUUCCCCACCGUAACAUCAGCCAAUCCGAACAUCACACACAUGACCCACAUUCACCACACGAAAUGUCUCAACGUACUCGAAUGUUUGACAAAAACCCUGCAAACAAGUCGAACUCCCUCUUCAUCCCCCUCGGAAAUCCCUCUCCACUCAUCGAUCUUGGAAUGGCGGCCCUCAGGUAGAGAGAAAUCAUAGCCGGAGGCGCUUGUGGCCGACGGAACCGCCGCUAAUUAAUCAUGUUGAAUGUGGCCGCCGAAAACGUUGGGGUGGCUUUUCGGGCCAAAAAAAAGGAGAUAAAAACCUGGUCCCGAUUGGUGUUAGUGAUAAAAAACUCGGCGUUUUUCAGUACAAACUUUUUUCGAACUUUAAAUUUGUUUUUGAGAGAGGUAUGGUAAAGAUCUUUGUUUUGGGGUAACGCCAAUAUAAGGACUAUGUGCAAUGAAUUUUGACCGAAAGCCAUGUUAAACGGGUUUUUACUGUACUACUCGCGGCAUAAAGUCCGUGGAAUUUGUACAGUGCGUUUUUACGUCUUUCUUUGAUUUUUCGCCCCGUCGCCGCGACUUCCCGUUUUGGCUCAAGCAACAUGUGUUUAUGCGCUAGAGGACAGCAAAUUUUGCGGGCAACGUCAGCGAAAAAAGUCUACAGACUUUCUGGCGCGAGUAGUACCUAUGAGACCGUCUUUUUCUAGUUCGAUCAGACCUUUUACGCCGACAUUUCGUCAAAAUCAAUAGAGUUUUGAGUUCGCUAUCUCUGGUUCAACCUUACUUUACCCUCUCCAUCCCCAGCAAAGCUAUCAAGCCACCUCUCGCCCAUAACUCUCCAGAUUCCCACAUAAAUGUCUAAAGUAGUGUUCGGCACGGGUCAAAACAUCCCGGGAUCGUUUUUCUCAUAGCGGCCGGAGCCGAAAAGUGGUCGUUUAAUGGGCGAGGGGCACACUGAUUGGUCGUGCGAUGAAAAAAAAAACAGAAACGGACCGGGUUUGCUCAAUGUGGUUUCAAUAACUUUCUGGCCAGGUUUUUCGAUCAAGGUGGCCCAGAUGUUAUCGUAGACCAAGGUGGAAAUGGCUAUAGUUUUUGAUUAUGGUGGGAUGAUUUUUAUUCGACACAACUUUAAACUGAUUUUGUUUCUGUUUUCGUCCUAUUCGGACUUACCACAUACGUAUAUAUACGUAUGUUCAACGCAUCCGUAGAUUUUCUUAUGUCAUGGAGACUCCUUGAUUUCGAACCCUAAUAAACGCUGGUUUUCUUUUUUGAUCUGCCCUGUCUACACAGCCCAUUAGGCUCAUUCAUCAAAGCGGUUUUUGGCCCUGGGGAAGAAGGAAGCCACGAGACCUCAAACAAAACCUUGAGCUGAUUGGCUUCCCCAGUGGCAUAUUUCUUCCGCUUUUUCAUAUCCUAACAGUAGCUGAUGCUUAAGACAAAUGUUAUCCAUGCAUUUUAUAAUUCUUUCUUUUGUCGCGGUUUAGUAACCACUUUGAGUGCUAAUUUUACUCUCAAUUUUUAGGAUGGACAACUUCAAAGUAGCCCUGGACAACGUUGAAGAAUGGCUUCGACGGAUGGUUGGGGUAUGCAAAUUCGCUCGAACCGCAUCGCCCGAGGUCUUUUGCUCGGCGCUGCCAAAUCACUGGAGGUCGAAUAAAAGUCUUCCUCAUCCAUUUACUGUCCUUAUUUUGUACCCGGUGCCCGAUGGAACAAAAGUCACGGUAUCUGCAGGGAAUGAAGAAAACUGCAGUCCGGACAUCAAGAAUAAUAUUGCCGAAGUGACACAGCAAAUGGCGAGGUUCACGGAUCUCCGAUUUGUGGGGAAAAGUGGACGUGGUAAGCCGAUGUUCGAGACCUUGCAAUUUUAACGCUUUUUAUUCUCAAAAUUUUAAAUUUUUCGAGUCAAAUAUUCUAUGAUAACUUUUCCAGGGAAGAACUUCAAUUUGAGCCUAACAAUUCAUACUUCGCCGUUGAAACAAGUCGUUAUGGUGAAUAAUAUUAUCAAGGUUACCGUGGAUGGUCCCAGAGAUUCGAGGAAUCCCAAUAGGAACUCCAUGAGUAAGUUUUAAAUGCCUUUCACCAUGAACCUGUUAAUUUCACACCCAAAAUUUACCAUUGACAUUAGAGCGUUGCUAAAUCUCUCCCUUGCAGAUGACCGAAAACGUCCCGGUGGUCCCCUCCAUGGUCUUGGAUUUCCCCCGUUCCUCAAGCAGCCCCGUCUUUUUCCUCCAUUCAUUCCCUCCAAUCUCCCGACCAUGGUCCCACAUUGCUCUACAGUCCCAUUUAACCCCGCAAUCCUUGAAUCAUUUGCCGCUGCAAUGGCUCUGUAUGGAGUUCAAAACAAUUCGAAUGCCAUGUUCAACUCGAAUCUCAAUUUCAAACCGGAUCUGAUUAAUCAAUGGGCCAGAUUGGGGCAUUUAAGCAACCCUUUGCAUGCGCUAAAUACCUUAGCCAAUGUUCAACAAUCCACUGAAAAGAAGGUGAUAAAGCGACAAGAAAGUGUGACACCAACAAGUUCAGCGAGUGAUCCCAAUGAAAGUGGCGAUAAACUGCCAAAGAGCCGAAGAACUCCAGAACUAAAAUUGGAGACGCAAAAAACAAAGGUGAGUAAUAAAUGAUUACUAUAUGUAUACGUAUAAUGGUUUACAAAACAAAGUGGCGUCGGGCAUGCUCGGGCCAACCCUUGCAAUACAUCAUCUUUUAGUACUGCAGGUGUCAUGUGCAAAAUUUUAUUCAAUGCGCGUAGUGUUGCGUUAGAGCAUACAUAUACAUAUUGGUAUAUAUAAUAUAUAUAUCCUAUAAAUAAUAUAUAAUUGUCUUAAAAGAUAUUUCAGAUUUCCGAGAACACCCAAGAAAUGAUCCACGUGGACGUGGAGACCACGGACGAUGAAUUCAAUCUCUCAACUGCCUCAACUACCUCAUCAUCGCUCAAUUCACACUCACCGGACGCUCAAAAGAAAGACUCAAAGAAUGCGGCCUCAUUAUGGAGACCGUUUUUGGAUACGGCUUUGAAAUCCACCUGA
Molecule: messenger RNA, 5292 nt
Organism: Bursaphelenchus xylophilus (pine wood nematode)
Lineage: Eukaryota; Metazoa; Nematoda; Chromadorea; Rhabditida; Aphelenchoididae
Source: the annotation of a GenBank genome assembly